Messenger RNA from Lactuca virosa, 1359 nucleotides. The record is from the annotation of a GenBank genome assembly. NCBI's taxonomy places the organism in Eukaryota, Viridiplantae, Streptophyta, Magnoliopsida, Asterales, Asteraceae.
GGGAUAUAUGGUUAAAUUUUACCGUAGAAAUGAAUAAAAGCAUGUGAGUCGGUCCAAAAAAGUGCUGGUUGCGUCUUUUUGAGUGGUUGGUCGCUACCAAAUGACACCACCGGGUAUAUUCCUUUCCAAUCCCUCCGGCGACUUCUUCCUCUUCUUCUUCCGCCCGUAAUUCACGCCCCAACCAUAACCUUUCUGUUUCCCCUAAAUUAACGCAACUUUCCCCCAUCGCAGGACCACCAUUGAAUCAUUACACGAUUCUGAUGGAUUACUCGUUCUCUCCGGCCGCCGAACCGUGGUUAUGACCACCGCCAUAUCUAAUUUUCUCCCUCUUUUAUCAUCUUUUUCUUAAUUCGUAAUUAUUGUUUUUUUUACAUAUAUAUGCAUCCUUUUUGCUGUGUUCCCGCCGAUCAUAAUAAUUCGAUGCCUGCUACUCCCUCCUCUGCUGCCGCCCCGGUAUCGGAUUUUUCCAAGCACAUAAGUCCCGUUCAUAACGUUAACAACCACAACCACAACCAUAACCACCAUGUUACUUUCAAUACGGCGUCGGAUGCUGAACGGCAACCGCCCGCGAUGAGGUUGACAAGUGGAGAUCAGAGAGAUGUGAAGAUCAAUGAUAUAGUAGGUAGUGGGAUAUCAGGGAUUUUGCACAAAUGGGUUAAUUAUGGUAAAGGAUGGCGGCCUCGAUGGUUUGUGUUACAAGAUGGCGUGCUUUCCUACUAUAAGAUUCAUGGGCCUGAUAAGAUUGUUGUUAGUAAAGAGACUGAGAACGGGUCAAGGGUCAUCGGCGACGAGUCUUUCCGCCGAUUCUCUCGUCACGGAAAUUCCGGCGCUACUAGUAAUAAUUCUCAUCAUCCUCGCCGAAAGCCCGUUGGUGAAGUCCAUCUCAAGGUUUCAUCUAUUCGUGAAAGUAGAUCAGAUGACAAAAGAUUUUCCAUAUUCACGGGGACAAAAAGGCUGCAUUUGAGGGCAGACACGAGGGAUGAUCGAAUUGCAUGGAUGGAAGCUUUCCAGGCUGUGAAGGGCAUGUUCCCUCGACUAUCUAACAGUGAAUUGAUGGCUCCUGUUGGCGGCUUUACUGUGUCAACAGAAAAGUUGAGGCAACGCUUAUUACAAGAAGGUGUAAGUGAGACAGCCAUCCAGGACACCGAACUUAUUAUGAGGACUGAAUUUUCUGCCAUGCAAGAUCAGUUGGUGCUUCUUAAGCAGAAGCACUUGCUUCUCAUGGACACACUGCGUAUGUUAGAGACAGAAAAGGUUGACCUUGAGAACACAGUAGUAGAUGAGAGCCAAAGACAAUCAAAGGAGGUUGGGGCAACUUCAAGACUAAGGCAAGAGAAAUACAGUGGUAUGCUCUGGUGA